GUGGCAGUUGCUGGCUGAACUCGGGCCCGGUCAUGGCGGCAGUUCCCCCCGACACCUGGCAGCCGCCCACCGUGUACUUGGAGACCAGCAUGGGGAUCAUCGUAUUGGAACUCUACUGGAAACAUGCCCCGAAGACCUGUAAGAACUUUGCUGAGCUGGCUCGUCGAGGUUACUACAAUGGCACCAAGUUCCACAGAAUCAUCAAAGACUUUAUGAUCCAAGGAGGGGACCCAACAGGGACAGGUCGAGGAGGCGCAUCUAUUUAUGGCAAACAGUUUGAGGAUGAGCUCCAUCCAGACCUGAAGUUCACCGGGGCUGGAAUUCUCGCCAUGGCCAACGCAGGCCCAGACACCAAUGGCAGCCAGUUCUUUGUGACCCUUGCCCCCACCCAGUGGCUCGAUGGCAAACACACCAUCUUUGGCCGAGUGUGCCAGGGUAUAGGAAUGGUGAAUCGAGUGGGCAUGGUGGAGACAAACUCCCAGGACCGGCCUGUGGACGACGUGAAGAUCAUUAAGGCCUACCCCUCUGGAUAGCCCGCUGUCCCUCACAGACACUGCCAGAGCUGCAGGCAGCCCCAGCGACAGCUUCCAGGGGCCCAGAGGGCUUGUAACUCUGAACUCCAUUUUGGCCAGGCAUCUGGAGCUAAGCAGGCCCUGGGGGUUGGGGUGAGUUAGAGAAGGAGCUGUCGUUAGUAGCGCACUUCCCUCCUGGUGCUCUGGUUGACAGGACAUUUGCAGAAACAUCCGUAAGUGUUUAUCCACCACCUCCUGCUCACCACCGGGGCCCCGCAGCCCUCCAUCUCCUUCAUCUUCCUGUCACGUCUGCGCUGACACACUUGGAACAAAAUGAAGCCGACUCGGUCAUAUUACAGUUCUCAGCAAACUUGUUCCUGGGAGAUUUAUAUUCCAGCCCACACUGCAGUCUGGUGGGCUGACAGCCACCGAAUUCCAAAGCAAGUUGUGUGUCCGGCUUCUUAAUUCUGUGCCACCCCUGUUUCAGGCCCCUGUUACUCUUCCCAGGGACCGUGUGUCCAUUUAUUUCUCCUCAAGGCCACACCAGCACUGCUGCUCUGUACACUUAAGCAGCACACACAAAGCCACCCUGGGAAAUGCAUCCUGCAGUCAAGUUUCCCAGAAGGUGUGAUAGGGACAUGGACAUACCGAGAGGAAGUCUCUGUGUUCCCAAGGGAAACACUGCUUAGGCGUUUUAACCAAGACUAGAGAAAUUGGAGUGUUUUGUACAUUUUUGUUUUUUAUUUCUGGAUUUGGGGACUGUAGGAGUGAAAGGAAGUUAAUGUCUGUGUAAUACAUAGAAUCUUCAGAAGUAAAAUGCCAUUGAUGAUUGAAAUUA
Molecule: messenger RNA, 1350 nt
Organism: Dipodomys ordii (Ord's kangaroo rat)
Lineage: Eukaryota; Metazoa; Chordata; Mammalia; Rodentia; Heteromyidae
Gene: Ppil1
Product: peptidylprolyl isomerase (cyclophilin)-like 1
Exons: 4
Coding region: 33-533 (166 amino acids)
Biological process (GO): protein peptidyl-prolyl isomerization; protein folding
Cellular component (GO): catalytic step 2 spliceosome
Molecular function (GO): peptidyl-prolyl cis-trans isomerase activity
Source: RefSeq, a predicted model, not a curated record